CAGCAUGGGCCGGACGGGCAAAAACCGUCGGGGUUUUGAUAGCGCCCCUGCCUGUAUUCUCUAAACACAUACCUUCACUGUUUUAGUCCGAAGUUCGGCGACGUGAAGCUGAUAAGCCUGGUUACUACCACAUUCGAAUAACAAACCUUGCAAAUUGCUCGAUCGAACGCUACGAUGGCCAUCGAACCCUGCGUGGAUGUCAUCCUGGGGGCCCAAUGGGGGGACGAAGGCAAAGGAAAACUCUGCGAUAUUCUUUCGGCUAAGGUGGAUAUUUGCGCCAGGAGUGCCGGCGGGAACAACGCGGGUCAUACUAUCGUCGUCGAUCUUCCGCCAGGCCAAGGCAUCAACGGGAAAGGCGGAAAAACAAAAUACGACUUUCAUCUUCUACCUAGUGGUUUGGUCAAUCAGGAUUGUAUCGGCCUUAUAGGCUCAGGAACGGUGGUCCACGUGCCCAGUUUUUUUGAUGAACUAGCUUCUUUGGAAUCUAAAGGUCUGAAAUGCUCUGAUAGAGUCUUAAUUUCGGACCGAGCGCAUCUGGUGUUUGAUUUCCAUCAAAUCGUCGAUGGUCUGAAAGAGAUCGAGCUCGGGGGCUCGUCGAUUGGCACGACCAAAAAAGGCAUAGGACCGGCGUACUCAACCAAGGCCUCUCGAUCGGGCUUGCGAGUGCAUCAUCUGAUGGGCGAUUUCGCCAAUUUUGAACAGAAGCUCCGAUCGCUCGUCAAUGGCCGACGCAAGCGGUACGGCGAGUUCGAGUUCGACAUCGAGGCCGAGGUGGCGCGCUACCGUGGAUAUGCCGAGCGACUGAAGCCAUUCGUAGUCGACGGGGUACUCUACCUCCACAAUGCCCUGACAUCGACGGACGCGCCCAAGCGGGUGCUCGUCGAGGGAGCCAAUGCACUCAUGCUCGACCUCGACUUCGGCACGUACCCCUACGUGACCUCUUCCUCAGCUUCGAUCGGCGGUGUCCUUACCGGUCUCGGUCUGCCCCCACGCGCUAUCUCAGAGAUCUAUGGGGUCGUCAAGGCUUACACCACCCGAGUCGGCAGCGGACCCUUCCCGACCGAACUCACCGGCAAAUGGGGCGAACAUCUCCAAGAGGCGGGCGCCGAGUGGGGUACGACCACCGGAAGGAGACGCCGUUGCGGUUGGCUCGACCUCAUGGUCCUCCAGCACUCUCAGCGGAUAAACGGUUAUACCUCCUGGAAUUUGACCAAGCUAGAUGUGCUCGAUGAGUUCGAAGAGAUCCAGGUCGGUGUAGGUUACGAACUCGAUGGAAAACCGAUGGAGGCUUUCCCAGCCGAUCUGGAUAUCUUGGAGAAAGCAACGGUCAAAUAUAUCACUCUGCCCGGAUGGAAGCAAUCGAUCAAGGACAUCAGGAAAUACGAAGACUUGCCGAAGAACUGCAUAGAUUAUAUCUGCUUGAUCGAGAAGUUAACGCAGAUCAACGUCAAGUGGAUCGGGGUCGGAUCCAGUAGAGAUGCCAUGAUCUUCAAACCUUGACCACUUUUAACCCUCCCCCC
Molecule: messenger RNA, 1520 nt
Organism: Puccinia graminis f. sp. tritici CRL 75-36-700-3
Lineage: Eukaryota; Fungi; Basidiomycota; Pucciniomycetes; Pucciniales; Pucciniaceae
Product: adenylosuccinate synthetase
Exons: 6
Coding region: 175-1500 (441 amino acids)
Biological process (GO): 'de novo' AMP biosynthetic process; IMP metabolic process
Cellular component (GO): cytoplasm
Molecular function (GO): adenylosuccinate synthase activity; GTP binding
Source: RefSeq, a predicted model, not a curated record